This is a messenger RNA of Trichoderma breve, 480 nucleotides long. RefSeq lists its product as uncharacterized. The record is from RefSeq and is a predicted model, not a curated record. Bases 1 to 480 code for a protein of 159 amino acids. The transcript is spliced from 3 exons. NCBI's taxonomy places the organism in Eukaryota, Fungi, Ascomycota, Sordariomycetes, Hypocreales, Hypocreaceae. Gene Ontology annotation, molecular function: protein binding.
AUGCGUGAUCCCGACUACGUCAGAUUGGAUCCUCCAUUGAUCCCGGGGCUCCGCCGGAAAGAAAGACCGAAUAACUGGCCAGAAAAGACAGAUAUUGUAUGGAAGAAAUUCGUUGCCCCACAGGAUGUUCUUGACAAACCAAGUACCGUCACAGUCUCACAAGCUGGCAUCCUAAAUCUUCCUCCGGAACUUGUACUACAAAUCUUCUCCCAUGCGAGCCGAGAGAGCAGCAUCUGCCUGGCUCUCACUUGUAAGAGCCUUCUCGUGGCUUCAACACUCGCCAACCUCCAGCGGCCAACCUUGCCUCCGGAGAGCCGAAUUCCCUUUUCGGAGUACGAGGGUGCAAUUUUCCAUCCCGGUCAUCGUCAUCCGGGGCAUCUUUCACGAAGAGCAUUAAAUUCUGCCAAGAUUGCCUUCGCUAUCGGCCGACAGAACCUAGCUGGUGGGCAGGCAAGGGCGCACCAUGUCCCGGAAAGGUAG